This is a messenger RNA of Rubroshorea leprosula, 1396 nucleotides long. NCBI's taxonomy places the organism in Eukaryota, Viridiplantae, Streptophyta, Magnoliopsida, Malvales, Dipterocarpaceae. The record is from the annotation of a GenBank genome assembly.
AUUGAAGAAGAUCGUCUGUUCAAGACUUCCGUUUUUAUCUCUUCAGUUUCUGGGUGUUCUUUAGAUGGGAACCCUCUCCUCUGUCACUGCGACGAGCCCCUGUUUCUGUAGUCAUUAUGGUGUGCAAUUUUCGAAUUUUGCUAAGAAUUCCAUUUUCUCAGUACCCAGAUUCAAGAACCGAAAUCCCAUUUACAAUGUUAAGUUAUCUUCAUCAAUUGCGACUAGGCUUCAAGUCUCAGCAUCUUCAACCAUUGGUGCGAGAAACGAGGGAGGGGAGGCUACACCGUCUUUUGGUGUGGUGGGAAAGAACGAUUUGCUGAUUGUUGGACCGGGCGUUCUUGGUCGCUUAGUGGCUGAGAAAUGGAGGGAGGAACACCCGGGAUGUCAAGUUUAUGGGCAGACUAUGACAACAGAUCACCAUGAUGAGUUGAUCAAAAUGGGGAUAAAUCCAUUAUUGAAGGGGACUAAAACUCAACAGUUUCCAUAUGUGAUUUUUUGUGCGCCUCCAUCACAGACCUCAGACUAUCCAGGUGAUGUCAGGAUGGCUGCAUUGAGCUGGAGUGGUGAAGGUUCUUUCUUAUUCACAUCAAGUUCAGCACCUUUUGAUUGCAGUGACAAUGGACCAUGUGAUGAGGAUACUCCAGUCAUGCCAAUUGGUAGAAGCCCUAAGACAGAUGUGCUUCUCAAGGCUGAACAAGUAGUAUUAGAGUUUGGUGGCUGUGUUGUUAGAUUAGCAGGACUUUACAUAUCCUUUCUGAGACAAUAAUUUCAAUGAUAAAUGUUGGUGGGGAAAAUCAAAUUUCUUCUAGAGUUGGUUAUAUUGUAAUCUCAGUAACCUUAACUUUCUAUACAAAGCAGAUAGGGGUGCUCAUACUUAUUGGUUAAAGAAGGGGACUGUUGAGGCUCGUCCUGAUCACAUUCUGAAUCUUAUACACUAUGAGGAUGCAGCUUCCCUAUCAGUUACAAUUCUGAAGAAAAAAUUUCGUGGGCGAAUUUUCUUGGGCUGUGACAACCAACCUUUGUCCAGGCAAGAAACAAUGGACUUGGUUAACAGAAGUGGAAAGUUCAGCAAAAAGUUUGAGGCAUUUACAGGGACUGAUGGUCCUUUAGGAAAGAAGUUAAACAACUCUAAAACUCGUCAAGAACUUGGAUGGGAGCCAAAAUACCCUAGCUUUGCUCACUUCCUUGGAGUUCCUGAAUAAUUCACUCCUCCCUCUCUAAUUUGAUUGAAUGAGAUUAUGGUGGAAGAAAUUGGAUUUAGCUUGCAUGGAAUUUUCGACUUUGCAGAGCUGCUAACUUUGGCGUGAGGUAAAUACUUUUUCAUAUAAAGAACAUUUGCAAAGGAGUGAUUUUGUUAAAGAUUGUACUUCUGCACAAAUUAAGUUGUUUUAUUGAA